Messenger RNA from Elephantulus edwardii (Cape elephant shrew), 834 nucleotides. RefSeq names its product zinc finger protein 778-like. The coding region runs from base 1 to 834 and encodes 277 amino acids. The record is from RefSeq and is a predicted model, not a curated record. The transcript has 3 exons. NCBI's taxonomy places the organism in Eukaryota, Metazoa, Chordata, Mammalia, Macroscelidea, Macroscelididae.
AUGAAGGUCCACAUCUUGGUUUCUUUUGCUGGACACCUGGCCAGCUUGCCUGACCGUCGAGACCCAAAUAAAAAUCAGCAAGUGUAUUUGAGCUCAAAGAGGCCUUGCACAGAGAGGCCUUACACGUGUGGACACUGUGGGAAAGGGUUCACACUGCGCUCAGGGCAGGCCAGACACGCCAGGACCCACACGGGUGAGCGGCCUUACACGUGCGGCCAGUGCAGGAAGGUCUUUGCUCACAAGUCCUCGCUCACGGCGCACCUGAGAAGACACACUGGACAGAGGCCGUACGUGUGCAGGGAAUGUGGGAAAAGCUUCAGCAGUAAGCCUUACGUGUGCAAAGGGUGCGGGAAGGGCUUCACGGACGGCUCAGCCCUCGCCGUCCAUGCCAGGACCCACACGGGCGAGCGGCUGUACGUGUGCAGCCACUGUGGGAAGGCCUUCGUGGAGUACUUGGCCCUCAGGACGCACAUGCAUUGUCACACAGGAGAGAGGCCCUCCAGAUGUCCACAGUGUGGCAAGGCCUUCGGCUGGGCACAUACGCUGGCCGUGCACAUGCGGACUCACACGGGAAAGAGGCCACACGAGUGCAGGGAGUGUGGGAAGGCCUUCACAUCGUCCUUGGCCCUCACUGUCCACGUGCAGACACACACCAGGGACAGGCCUUACAUCUGUCCACACUGCAGCAAGGGCUUCACCAGCGGGUCAGCCCUGGGCGCUCACACACGCACGCACUUGGGACAGAGGCCUACUACGUGCAGACACUGUGGGAAAGGCUUCCCUACCCCCUCGGCCCGCUACGCACAGACCCGUGUGCACAAAACAAAAGCAUGA